AUGCUCCACAACAACAUUAACAUCGGUCCUGGUGUUCUUCUCUCAUCGAGCAAGAUAAUAAGAUCCCGACAAUUCCUGGAGAAGAAGCAGCCGACCCCCGGUUCUACAGGUGGCCGAAGGAAGAAAUCAACCGCCAAGACACCGGCUCUGGUAAAAGACAAGUCCGGAAGCAAGGGUAAGGAACCGAUAGUAUUCACGGAACCGCGCUUAGAAAUGCAAGAUGAGGAAGACUCGGCUUCCACAUCUGACCAAACCGGCUCGCAGAAAACCGAUGACAAUCCAUCCGAUAAAGAAGAAGGACCGAUUAAAGAGGAACAAUCGGCUACAAGUCUUGACAAUGCCGGUGCGGCCGCAAUCCCUAAACACACCGAUGCCGGUGCAGACGACCGUGGGGAGGAAGAGGUUCCCGUUGAUAACGACCAGAAGAUAGCCGAGAACAUUGUACGCAAAAUCUUGGCAGGAAUUCAUCUGCAAGCUCAAAAGGCAGCACAAGCAUACAAUGAGUGGUUCUUGAUCCGGUGCAAUAAAUUCUUCAAACAUGUGCUACCGGACCUAACCACCGGACAAAGAUUUGAAAGAAUUCUGGAGAUAGAGGAAGACGUUAUCCAGCUCACAAACGCCGAGGAUCCCAACCCAGCCAUGGACCGACACGCAAUAGUGGAACCGCGUGCUCGGUUACAAAAGCUAACCGCACAUAUACGAAAGCUUACAGAAAGGUAUGUUGCGGGAACACCGAAGGCUAAGUUACAACUCCUGGUGUUGGAUAUGCUCGAGGUCAAGAAAGGAGAAUUCAUUGACGAGAUAAAGCAGAUUGAAGCGGUGCGCAGACAGCAAGGUACAGCGCACUCUUCGCGUCUUGAAACCGAUGACGGUCAGAAUCGAGGUGAUACGCCUCCUCUAGCGGAUCCGGUCAUCAACGAAACCGACGAAUGGACAGAGACUCCUUUCACCGGGCCACUUGAAACCGAUCAACUUGGGGAUUCAGAACCGGUUGUCACUGAAGAAAGAGUAAAGACUCUUAUUCAAGAGUUUGCCAACUCAAAGGUUCGACCAUGGAAGAGGAAAAUCAAGAAAGUCGCGCGCCAAACAUUCUUGUUAGCCGAAAAAACGAGGGAUGAUCUUGUGAAGGCAGAUGCCCGGAUCACAGAAAUUGAAGCCGACUACCGGGACGAUACUACUCUGCACAACGAACAUCUUAAGCGAACCGAAGACUUGGAAGAUAAGACCUCCAAGAUGGUGGAUGACUUGGAACGGUUUCAAGAGAAAACCGAUCAACAGUUCACAAAAGUAGAUGAGGACCUAGGGCGGUCAAGCACCGAAGUCGGUUCAACACUUGACAGGGUCGUAGAUCUUGAAAAGAAGAAUGCAAGUCUUGAAGAGCGCAACGACAGUCUUGAAGCCGACCUUAAGGCGGUCACCGAACAUGUGACUGAGUUGAUAAAUGCAAAGAUUAAUGUUGAUAAAGCGGUUGAAGAGGCAAAUGCUCAAGCGGCUAAAGAACUUCAGGAUGCCUUGGAUGACCAGAACCGGACAGUGAAGGAAGCACCGCGGUCAUCUGAUGCGAACUUCAACGAACGAUUACGAAUAUCAAUGGCCAGAGAUCCGGCACUUGCAAAGAGCAUAGCAGCUCAAGCGGCCGAGGAUGCAGAACGGUUAAACACAGAAAAACAAAGGCUCGAAGGAUAUGUCAAGGCAAACAAGAAGACCAAUGCGGCUUCUUCCUCUUCGGUUCCGGCAACACGGAAAAGGAAAACACCAUCAAGAAAGGUUCAAGUAACCGGAAUGCUGGAGAGAAUCACCGAGACAAAUAUCGAAACUCCACCGAACCCGGCUUCCCAAACCGAGGAUGAAAUCGAAGAGAAUCUCGAGCCGCGAUCUACAAGACAGCGAGUUUCCUAUGCGGUUCCAGUCAGCACGGUCGGUCAACUGCAAGUUGGAGGUUCAUCUUCAAGACCGGCUCAACCGGAUGAAGAACAACCAACCGAUGACAUGUUGAAAGACUUUCUGCCAUCCGAAUCAGAAUAG
Molecule: messenger RNA, 2025 nt
Organism: Impatiens glandulifera
Lineage: Eukaryota; Viridiplantae; Streptophyta; Magnoliopsida; Ericales; Balsaminaceae
Exons: 1
Coding region: 1-2025 (674 amino acids)
Source: RefSeq, a predicted model, not a curated record